AACAGUGGGGUUGGGGGAGGGUACUGAGCGCGGCGCGGCUAUGGAGGCGGCCGGGAGUGAGACGGAAGCGGCAGUGCUAGAGGUCCUUGCUGAAGUAGCAGACAUCCUGGAUCCUGUAGGCCUGCAAGAGGAGGCCGAACUGCCAGCCCGGAUCCUGGCCGAGUUUGAGAGGAACUCACGGAAGAAAGACAAGCUGCUGUGCAGCCAGCUUCAGGUAGCUGACUUUCUACAGAACUUCCUGUCCCAGAAGGACACGACCCAAGGCCUGGACCCGUUGGCUUCUGAAGACACAAGCCGACAGAAAGCAGUUGAGGCCAAGGAGCAAUGGAAAGAGCUGAAGGCCACCUACCAAGACGACGUGGAAGCCAUCAGAAGUACUGUGACCCAUGCUCUAACCCAGAUGGACGAGGCCCAAAAGAAGCGGACCCAGCUCCAGGAGGCUAUUGAGCAGCUCCAGGCCAAGAAACGGGUGGCCGUGGAGAAACUCAGAGCAGCCCAGGAGCAGUGGCGGCUACAACAGGAGAAGCAUCUGCAGCAUCUAGCGGAGCUUUCUGCAGAGGUAAGGGAGCGCAAGACUGGAAAACAGCAGGAGCUUGAACAGCUGCGUCAGGAACUUGGAAUCUUGCAGCAGCAGGCAGGAAUCGUGCAGGAUAAGCUGCAGAGGCACCAGACCUUCCUUCAACUCCUGUAUACCCUGCAUGGUAAGCCGCUGUUUUCUGAGGCUGAUGCUGAGGCCAAAGCAGAGGCCGAGCUACCACAGGAGCUUCUUCACCUGAAUCUGCCUGAGGAAAAGCCCCGGCAGCUGACCUGCCCCCAAGAGCAGAGCAGAACACGGGAGUGGAACACUGGGGACACCAUGGAGAGAGACCAUCAAGUGUCCUCCAAGCAGGAUGGUCUGUGAACUCCAGAGUGCAGCCUGAUUCAUGACCGUGACUCAUGUAGGGUAAGCUCUGGAGUCUUACCUAUAAAAUGCCCAGGAUGUCUCAGUUAUCAGUUUAUUUGUUCAUCCUCAUGUGCUGGAGGGAAGAACAUGGAGAACAGGAGCUGGGUAUAGGGUCUUAGCCUGGGUGCUCAGGCAUUGCUUGUCCAAAUUCAAAUGAUGCAAAAAUGCUGACCUUAAUUCAAGGAAGGGGAGAAUGCUUAUGCAGUUGGUUAGAUGUGGAAAAUAAUUUUAUUCACUGAUCCAGAUGUUUGCUUUUUGCUAGGGUCUUUAUUGUAAACAUAAGAGCCACAACUGUGAGGCUCUCUGACACUGUUUUAGUAUAUUUCCUGAUAUUUUUUGUGCCUUAUCUAAUACUUUUCAUUAUUAUCUUUUUCAUAUCUUCAUUUUUAUAAACUUGUCAAAGAGUAAGAAAGAUUGGCUUUUGUGAUCCAUUAUUGAUUUUUAGUGAUAUCGUGGUCAUUUCCUGCGCUCCAUUUUUGGAUGAAGAAGAUGUACUAUUUUUAUAAACUUUUGAUUUUCAAGUGAUAACCGGUUAUUUGGAUCUUUCUUUUUUCAAGUAAACAUUUAAGGCUAUAAAUUUCUUCUGACUUCCUGUUUUCACAGUCAUACACUUUUGUAUCAUUUUAUAUUUUCUGUUGUAAUUAUUUCUUUGAUUAAUGAGUGGCUGAAAAAUAAUUUUAAGUUUUCUGUUAUGUUUUUUGUGAGGAUAAUCUUUAAAAUUUAUUAUAAAUUAGGUAAGAUAAUGUCAUCAAGAAGGAAGUGAUUAUAGUCUUGAUAUGGUCUUUUUUAAGACCAUGGGUCUGGAAGGAAUUUCUGUAUCUCUGUUGGGUUUCGUUUGUGAUAUUUUUCAGCUUAUAUCUUCUGUACACUUAUAUUUUUGUCUGGGUGUUAACAUUUUGAGAGAGGUGUGUUCAAAUUUCCAACUGUGAUGGUGGAUUUAUUUCUUUUUCUUUAGUUUUAGAGAUUUUUUUUUUUUAUUUGAAAGGCAGAGUUACAGGGAGUGAGAAAAAUCCUCCGUUUGCUGACUUACUCCCCGAAUGUCCACGAUGGCCAGGGCUUGACCAAGUUGGAUCUAGAAGCCUAGAACUUCAUCCAGGUCUCCUGCAUGGGUGGGCAGGGGCCCAAGUACUUGGGCCAUCUUUUGCUGCUUCCCCAGGCAUUACCAGAGAGCUGCAUCAGAAGGUUAGCGGCCAGGAUUUGAAUGUGUGCUCACAUGGGAUGCCAGCAUCACAGGUGGCAGCUUAUCCCUCUGUGCCAUGAUGCUGGCUCCUGUUUUUCUUUAUAAUUGUGUUAAAUUUGUUUUACAUUCUUAGCAGUUACUUAAUUAAGGUACACAAAAGUUGCAUUUAUAUCUUCUGAAUUGAAUGAAGCUUUACUCUGUAAAGGCCUUCUCCGUCUCUAAACCAGUGUUUUUAGCUUUCAUAUCUAUACCUACUUUAGUAGGUUACUGCAUUGGAAAUGGAGCAGCGGGGACUAGAACUGGUGCUCAGAUGGGACUCUGGCAUUGCAGGCAGUGGUUGAAGGUACUGUGCCACAACUCUGUCCCCUUCACCUUCAUUCUUGAAAAGUAAUUUCGUCAGGUAAAGAAUGGAGACAGGCAUUUCACUUAACACGUUGAAGGUGUUUACCUGUGAUUAUCUGGCAUUCCCUGCUGCGGAUUUAAAGGCCCUUUCUGUGAUACCUUGCUUUACACAUUGGCUACUUAGAAAAUCCUCUAAAUUUGCCACUGUAUAGCUUUGUUAUAUUGUGAAUAGUUUGGGGUUCUGGUUUAUUUAUAUAUUUUUCUGGUUGUAGUUCAUUGAAUGUUGCAAAUCAACAAAGUUCUUUCAGCAAUUCUGGAUCUUUGCAGCCUGUUGCUUUAAAAAGUGCUUACCUUGGUUUGUAUUAACUUUGUCUAAGACACACAUUAGACGUGAAUUAAAUUUUCUCAUUUUUUUCUUCGUGUAUUUACUUUCUUUUGUGUUUAUCAUUAUUGUUUGUAGGUUGCUUACUAUAUCCUUUGUUUUGUUAAAUUGUGGUUAGCUAAUCUGUUUAACUGUCAUUUUCUUUUAAAUUUUUGUUUUUCAUCAAGACUGUAUAAUAGACCCUAAUCUACUUUUUUGUAUGUUUUGUCAUUCUAGUUCAUAUUUUGAGUGUAUCUUGUAACUUUAAACAUAAUAUGUGUAAAUAUUUUGUUUAUCUUUGUGAAAAGGUUCAUAAUUUACCACUUUGUGGGUUCUGUGUUUCAUACUGCCUGUUUAUUUGUAUGGCUUAUGGGCUUAGGUAGUUUUACUGUGGGAUGUACAUUUUUCUUGAACUUUGUCAUUUGUGUUACUUAGUGGCCUAGAAAAACUGAGAGGAGUUUUGUUUACUUCUGCAGAUAGCUUGGGGGUAUUACCAUAUAACACUUAAAAAAUUUAAACUAACAUAUAUUUUAAUAUUUUCUAUAUACGUAUGGUAUAUCUGCUGUUUUAUUUUCAUUCUUAAUGUUUGUGGAUUUUCUCAGUAUUUCUCAAGAUUUUAAAAAUUUUGUCUUUCUAUACCAUUAACUUUGGCUUUUGUACUGUUUUAAUAUGUUCUUUUUAUUACUUUCAUAUUUUGAUUUUUUAAUUUUUUUAUAUUUUUGAAGUUUUUAAACAUGAAUAUUAUACACUUUUUUGUUUCUCAUAUUGCAAUAAAUAGAUUUUCGUUUUAAAGACCUAUUUAUUUAUUUGAAAAAGUUACAGAGAGAGGGAGAGACAGACAGAUCUGUUGGUUUACUCCCCAUCUCUGCACAAUGGCCAGGGCUGGGCCAGAGUGAAGCCGGGAGCCAGGAGCUUCAUCCAGAUCUCCCGCAUUGGUGUCAGGGGCCCAAAUACUUGAGCCAUCUUCCAGUGGUUUUCCAAGGAAAUCUCCCAGUAGGGAGUUGUUUGGGAAGUGGAGCAGCUGGGCUGGGACUUGAACCAGCACCAAUUUGGGAUGCUACUGUCUUCAGGCACUGGCUUUACCUGGUAUGCCAUAAUACUAGCCCAAGGAAAUAUAUUUUAAUUAUACACCUUAUUUUAUUAUCACUCUUAAGAAUAUCAUAGAUUUUAAUAUGUAGGCCAUUCAUUUUCAUUCUUUUAUUUAAAAUAAAAGAAGCUUUAUUGCUUUUACUUCUCAUAUGUAUAGAGGAAUGUUUAUAUCUAAAGUAUAUUUAGAUAAUUAGUAACAUUGAACAGACAGACACUAGGAUGGAUCCUCUUUUUGGUGUAUUGCUACUUAAAAAUAAGUAGAAUACAAUGAUUAUAAUGACAAAUUGCUGGAUAUUAUACCAUUCAAAAUACUUGUUAAUAUAGUUCAACAAUAGUGGUCCUGGAUGGUGAUAGUAACCCUUUUAAGAAGGUAUGUACUUACAUAAAAUGGUGAAUCGUCUAUCCCAAAGCUCAUUGCUUUUUGUUAUAUCAUUGAGCACUUAUGAUUAUUUUUUAACAUUGGAAAGCGUUUCCAGUACUGUAAAAUCACCCUUUGUACCUCUGUUUACCAAUAGUUUUAAGGCUAACACCUGAAAGUAGACAAAAAAAAAAAAAUCCAAAAAACAAAAACAAAAACUUCAUCUGUACCAUAAAAUGUAUAUGUUAGUAAAGAAUAUUUAUCUGUUUGUCAUCAGUUAGCCAAAUAAUUGUGAUUUUUUUUUUUUACAAAUUCUCUAUGAGUACUAUAGUAAUUUUUUUAAAGGUUUUUAUUUAUUUAUUUGAAAGUCAGAGUUACACAGAGAGAGGAGAGGAGAGGCACAGAAAGAGGAGAGGAGAGGCACAGAGAGAGGUCCUCCAUCCGCUGGUUCACUCCUCAGAUGGCUGUAAUGGCCGGAGCUGCACUGAUCUGAAGCCAGGAGCCAGGAGCUUCUUCCAGGUCCCCCACAUGGGUGCAGGGGCCCAAGGACUUGGACCAUCUUCUACUGUUUUCCCAGGCCAUAGCAGAGAGCUGGAGUGGAAAUGGAGCAGCUGGGACUAGAACCGGCACCCAUAUAGGAUGCUGGCGCUUCAGGCCAGGGUGUUAACCCACUGAGUCACAGCGCCGGCCCCAAACUAUAGUAAUUUUUAGCAACCAUGUUCAAUAUUCAGAAGUUACUAGAAUUUAAAGAUAACAGGAGCUUCUUUGAGCAUUAGCAAAAGUUUUAUUUGAUUAAAAAUGAUGCUGUAAAUUUUUUUUUUUUUUUUAAGUUUAUUUUACCCCACCCUUCUAUCACUGCUCCCUCCCAUCCCAGGAAUUAUUCAGGAACUGUUUCACUAAAUUCAGCUCUCUUACUGUGGUGUUGCUGAUGGUGGUGAUCUGGAAGAGAAGUACUUAGUGAAAAAAAUGUAAUAUCAAAAAAUACAUACUAGCAAAUAAUCAGGUGAUCCUAACCAUCUUCAUAUAUUGUGUAUCUUUUGUAUUGGAAGAAAACUAAGAUAAUGGGAUUUCAUGUGUCUUAAAUAAUUUUAUUUUUUAUAUUUAAACAAUUACAUGUGUUUGACCUUUGCAUUAUAUUUUAUGUAGGCCUAGAAACUUAAUCCCCAAUAAAUUGGAUGCCAUUUA
Molecule: messenger RNA, 5458 nt
Organism: Lepus europaeus (European hare)
Lineage: Eukaryota; Metazoa; Chordata; Mammalia; Lagomorpha; Leporidae
Gene: ZWINT
Product: ZW10 interacting kinetochore protein
Exons: 8
Coding region: 41-901 (286 amino acids)
Biological process (GO): mitotic cell cycle checkpoint signaling; mitotic sister chromatid segregation; establishment of localization in cell
Cellular component (GO): nuclear body; kinetochore; cytosol
Source: RefSeq, a predicted model, not a curated record